This is a messenger RNA of Periophthalmus magnuspinnatus, 10555 nucleotides long. RefSeq names its product ubiquitin specific peptidase 24 (gene usp24). Gene Ontology annotation, molecular function: protein binding; cysteine-type endopeptidase activity; cysteine-type deubiquitinase activity. The transcript has 67 exons. Gene Ontology annotation, biological process: protein deubiquitination. NCBI's taxonomy places the organism in Eukaryota, Metazoa, Chordata, Actinopteri, Gobiiformes, Gobiidae. Gene Ontology annotation, cellular component: nucleus; cytosol. The record is from RefSeq and is a predicted model, not a curated record. The coding region runs from base 124 to 7986 and encodes 2620 amino acids.
AAGUCGUAUCGUGACAGGCAAAGCUCGCAGCGCUGACUGUCAACAUGGCGGCACGCACUGCUACAGGGCUGUGCCGAGCUCCCCGCUACUACUAGGGACAAAUAAACACAGAGACACCCCAAAAUGGAGACCGAAGAGGAGCAGCACAUCACUACGCUCCUCUGUAUGGGCUUCCCAGAUCCGGACGUGAUCAGGAAAGCGCUGCGUUUAGCCAAGAACGACAUCAACGAGGCAGUGGCGCUCCUGACCAACGAAAGCCCCGGACUCGGCUAUGGAUACGAGCCGAUGGAGAGCGGGCCUGCCCCCAAUCCCAGCUCAUCUGGAGACGGGGAAAACAGCGGGAGAAGCGGCACAGGAGGGUUUGACCCGCCGCCAGCUUACCACGAUGUUGUGGAUAGCGAGAGAAACAAUGAUGAGAAUGGGAACUGCUCCGGUGGCAGUAUGGAAUUUCCCACUACUAACCUGUAUGAGCUGGAGAGCCGGGUGUUCACCGACCACUGGUCCAUCCCCUACAAGAGAGAGGAGUCUUUGGGCAAGUGCCUCAUCGCCUCCACCUGCUUGGCUCGACACGGUCUGGCUGAUGCUGAUGAGAACUGCAAGCGAUUUAUGGAUCGUUGUAUGCCAGAGGCCUUCAAAAAGUUGCUGACCAGCAGUGCAGUUCACAAGUGGGGCACCGAGAUUCAUGAGGGCAUCUACAACAUGCUGAUGCUGCUGGUCGAGCUGGUGGCAGAGAGGGUUAAACAAGACCCAGUGCCUGUGAAUCUAAUGGCAGUUUUAACUAUGGCCUUCAACCCUGACAAUGAAUACCAUUUUAAGAAUCGAAUGAAGUCAUGUCAGAGGAACUGGGCUGAGGUUUUUGGAGAGGAAGCCAACAUGUUUGCUGUGUCUCCCAGCAACACCUACCAGAAAGAGCCCCAUGGUUGGCUAGUGGACCUGGUGAAUCGGUUUGGAGAGUUGGGUGGAGUCUCUGCCAUCCAGGCCAAACUCAAUGCAGAGGAAAUUGAGAUCGCUUGUGUAUCAGCUCUGGUCCAGCCUCUUGGUGUCUGCGCUGAGUACCUAAACUCCAGUCUUGUCCAGCCCAUGCUUGAUCCAGUGAUACAUAAGAUGAUCACGUAUGUGCAGAACCUGGAGGAAAAGGAUCUCAAAGACAAGCGUCUUGUGAGCAUCCCAGACCUGCUCUCUGCCAUUAAGCUCUUGUGUAUGAGGUUCCAAAGAGACUUGGUCACUGUGGUGGAUGACCUGAGACUGGACACUCUGCUGCGAAUGCUGAAAACGCCACACUUCUCCACCAAAAUGAACUCCCUAAAAGAGGUCACUAAACUCAUAGAGGAGAGUACUGUGUCUAAAACAGUCAAAAAUGCCAUAGACACAGAUAAACUUUUAGACUGGCUUGUUGAAAACUCAGUCCUAUCAAUAGCACUGGAAGGUAACAUUGACCAAGCCCAAUACUGCGAGAGAAUAAAGGGAAUUAUAGAACUUCUUGGGAGUAAAUUAUCAUUGGAUGAACUGACCAAAAUCUGGAGGAUACAGGCCGGCCAGUCGUCAACAGUGAUUGAAAACAUUCACACAAUCAUUGCUGCUGCUGCUGUGAAGUUCAGCUUUGAUCAGCUCACCCACCUCUUUGUCCUUAUUCAGAAGAGUUGGGAAAUUGAGAGCGACCGAGUGAGACAGAAGCUGCUCAGUCUGAUCGGGAGAAUUGGAAGAGAGGCCCGAUCUGAAACUACAACUGGAAAGGUGCUGGAGGUGCUGUGGGAGCUGGCUCACCUCCCCACCUUACCCACCAGUCUGGUUCAGCAGGCCUUAGAGGAGCACUUGGGGAUCCUAAGUGACGCCUACGCUGUCAAGGAAACCGUGAAGCGUAGUUACAUCAUUAAAUGUAUUGAGGAUAUUAAAAAGACACAAACUCAGGAGGACGGUAAAAGUGAGACCCAGACCUCAUUUCUAACUGGCACUUGGGGCAAGAAGAAGCCCAGCAUUUUGGUCAAAGCCUCCUCCCAACAGAGCAGUCCACAGGCUGUUUGGGUUGUCCCUGCUCUCAGACAGCUGCAUGAAAUCACUCGUUCUUUCAUCAAGCAGACCUAUCAGAAGCAAGACAAGAGCAUUAUUCAGGACUUGAAGAAGAACUUCGAGAUAGUGAAGUUGAUCACAGGGUCUCUGGUGUGCUGCCACCGUCUUGCCGCCUCUGCUUCUGGAAACAUUGGGCUCUCAGGAUCGACCAUGGUGGAUGGACGAUACACUUACCAAGAGUAUCUGGACAGCCACCUGCGCUUCCUGGCCUUCUUCCUCCAGGAGGCCAGUCUGUACCUUGUCUGGAACAGGGCCAAGGAGCUCUGGGAGUGUCUAGUGUCUGGACCAGACGUCUGCGAGCUCGACAGAGAGAUGUGUUUUGAAUGGUUCACCAAAGGACAGCACGACCUGGAGAGUGAUGUUCAGCAGCAGCUUUUCAAAGAGAAAAUCCUGAAACUCGAGCCGUACGAGAUUACCAUGAAUGGUUAUAAUCUAUUUAAGACAUUCUUUGAAAAUGUAAAUCUGUGCGACCAUCGACUUAAACGCCAGGGCACUCAGCUGUGUGUGGAGCGCCUCGAUCUGGCAGGCAUGGACUUUAUCUGGCGUAUUGCAAUGGAGACUCCAGAUGAGGAAAUCGCCAAUGAAGCAAUUCAACUCAUUAUUACAUACAGCUACACCAACCUCAAUCCCAAAAUGAAGAAGGAUUCUGUUUCUUUGCACAAGAAGUUUAUUGCGGAUUGUUACAAGAGACUUGAGGCUGCUAGUUCGGCCCUCGGGGGUCCCACUCUCACUCAUGCUGUUACUCGGGCAACAAAGAUGCUGACGGCCACUGCCAUGCCGACUGUGGCUACAUCUGUACAAUCCCCUUCCAGAUCUACUAAGCUGGUGAUAAUCGAAAGACUGCUGCUACUGGCUGAACGCUAUGUCAUUACAAUAGAGGAUAUGUACUCAGUUCCUCGCACAAUUCUACCUCACGGGGCGUCAUUCAAUGGCCACCCCGUCACUCUCCACAUCACUUAUGAGUCAACCAAAGACACGUUCUCCUUGGAGACCCACAGUAAUGAGACUAUUGGAAAUAUCCGGUGGAAGAUAUCUGAGCACUUGAGCUGUCCAGUGGAUAAUGUCCAGAUCUUCGCCAAUGACAGUGUGCUGACCAUGAACCGUGACCAGAAGCUCCUGUCCCAGCUAGGCUUCAGUGAUGAGCAGAGUCUGACGGUGAAGAGCUCGGGCACAGGGACACCCUCCGGCAGCUCAGAGUCAUCUGCCUCCGCCUCCAGCAGCUCCAGCUCUGCAGUCUUCAAUUCUGCCUACGCUUUAGAACAGGAGAAAUCCCUGCCAGGCAUUGUGAUGGCAUUGGUCUGUAAUGUGUUUGAGAUGCUUUACCAACUGGCAAACUUGGAUGAACCAAGAAUUACGCUUCGUGUCAGGAAACUUUUGCUGCUCAUCCCGACUGAUCCUGAAGUUCAGGAUGCACUUGACAAUUUUGUUCCCAAAGAAUCUAGUGUCUGGAGUCACCAGAAAACCCUGUUCACCCUUGGUCAGGGCUCAGGUUCUCGUUCUCCAUCUAUGACCUCUAAACAGCAGCACCAACCCAGCGCAGCAUCCAUUUUGGAGUCUCUUUUCAGAUCUUCGGCUCCUGGAAUGUCCACCUUUAGAGUGCUCUACAACCUGGAGGUUUUGAGUUCAAAACUCAUGCCCACAUCUGAUGAUGAGAUGGCCAAAACCAGCAGCAAAUCAUUCUGUGAAAACUUUCUGAAAGCAGGUGGUCUUAGCCUUGUAGUAAAUGUUAUGCAGAGAGACUCCAUCCCAUCAGAGGUAGACUAUGAGACGAGACAAGGGGUCUACUCCAUCUGCCUUCAGUUGGCCAGGUUCCUCCUUGUGGGCCAAAGUAUGCCCGCUCUACUGGAUGAUGAUGUGAUUCGGGAUGGGGAUGCUUUGUCUUCACGUCCUUUCAGAAACGCCAGUCGCAGCGGGAGACAGCUGUCACUGUGUGCCACUCCAGAGAAGUCCUCCUAUAGACAGAUGUCCCUGUCUGAGCGCUCCUCCAUCAGAGUGGAAGAGAUCAUCCCCGCUGCUCGUGUUGCCAUACAGACCAUGGAGGUAGCCGACUUCACCUCAACUGUUGCCUGCUUCAUGCGUUUGACCUGGGCCGCAGCAGCUGGGCGGUUGGAUCUGGUUGGAAGCCCACAGCCAAUCAGAGAGACACACAGUCUCCUGCCACAGGGGGUCCGCACCAGAGUCAGCAGCACUGGGAGUAACUGUAGUUCCAGCAGUGACGGAGAGGCUGCACCUACAGCGCUGCAUGCUGGGAUAUGUGUCAGGCAGCAGUGUGUUUCCAAUAAAGAUGGCAUCAUCGCUCGUGAGGCCUUAUCUCUCCUGGUGACCUGUCUGCAGUUGAGAUGCCAGCAGCUCUGUUCCUUUUACAACCUUCCCGCUGUCAGUGAUUUUAUUAUUGAUAUUCUGUUGGGCUCUCCCAGUGGAGAGAUCCGACGUGUGGCGUGUGACCAGCUGUACACUCUGAGUCAGUCCGACACCUCUGCUUUUCCCGACGUUCAGAAACCAAAUCUGUUCCUGCUCUCUGUCAUCCUCACGGCUCAGCUGCCGCUCUGGAGCCCCACGUCCGUCAUGAGAGGAGUCAAUCAAAGAUUGCUGUCUCAGUGUACAGAGUACUUUGACCUGAGGUGCCAGCUUUUGGAUGACCUGACAACUUCAGAGAUGGAUGUCAUUAAACUGAGUGCAGCGACCAUGCUGGAGGACGAGAUCUCAUGGUUGGACAACUUUGAGCCGAGUUGGAGCUCAGAGAUGGAGACGAGUGAAGCAGACAACGUCCUUUUGGCCGGACACCUGCGCCUCAUUAAGACCCUUCUGUCGCUCUGUGGCACCGAGAAGGAACAUCUGGGUCCAUCUUUGAUCCAGCAGUUAUUGGAUGACUUCCUGUUCCGAGCUUCACGCAUCAUCAUCAACAGUUCAAACUCGAUGCAGUCUCCAGCUCCAAGCCACGACUUUCACCCCAAGUGUAGCACGGCCAGCAGCAGACUUGCAGCUUACGAAGUGCUAGUGAUGCUCGCAGACAGCUCGCUCUCAAACCUCAAACUCAUCACCAAAGAGUUACUGUCAAUGCAUCACCAGUCAGACCCUUCCCUCAGCAAAGAAUUUGAUUAUCUCCCUCCAGUCGAGAGCCGCUCUGUCUCAGGAUUUGUGGGGCUUAAAAAUGGUGGAGCGACUUGUUAUAUGAACGCUGUGUUUCAACAGCUCUACAUGCAGCCUGGCCUUCCAGAGGCUUUCCUUUCCAUUGAGGAUGAUACAGACCAGCCAGAGGAGAGUGUCUUCUACCAGGUUCAAUCUCUGUUUGGGCACUUGAUGGAAAGCAAACUUCAGUACUACGUCCCUGAGAACUUUUGGAAGAUAUUCAAAAUGUGGAACAAAGAAUUGUAUGUGCGGGAACAGCAAGAUGCAUAUGAGUUUUUCACCAGCCUCGUAGACCAGCUUGAUGAGCAUCUCAAGAAAAUGGGCCGAGAACAGAUCUUUAAAAACACAUUUCAGGGAAUCUUCUCCGAUCAAAAGAUAUGUAAAGAUUGCCCGCAUCGGUACGAACGUGAAGAAACAUUCAUGGCCCUUAAUCUUGGAGUAACAUCUUGUCAAAGUUUAGAAAUCUCCUUAGACCAGUUUGUCCGAGGAGAGGUGCUAGAGGGCAGCAAUGCUUACUAUUGUGAGAAAUGCAAAGAGAAGAGAACCACAGUGAAGAGAACCUGUAUUAAAUCCUUACCUAGUGUUCUCUGCAUUCACCUUAUGCGCUUUGGCUUUGAUUGGGAGAGUGGUCGCUCCAUCAAAUACGAUGAACAGAUAAGGUUCCCGUGGGUCUUAAAUAUGGAGCCGUAUACUGUCUCUGGGAUGGCCCGACAGGACUGCAGCGGAGAAGGAGGAGAAGGCAAAGGUGACGCGGCAUCCGGGAGCUCGCCGCGGAAAAAAGUCACAAUCUCUGAGAACUACGAACUCGUGGGGGUUGUGGUGCACAGCGGUCAAGCACACGCCGGUCACUACUACUCAUUUAUCAAAGACAGGCGUGGCAGUGCUCGUGGACGUUGGUACAAGUUUAAUGACAAUGUGGUGGAGGAGUUUGACAUGAAUGAUGAAUCUCUGGAGUACGAGUGCUUUGGAGGAGAGUACAGACCUAAAGUGUAUGAUCAGUCCAACCCCUACCCGGAUGUGCGGCGGAGGUACUGGAAUGCCUACAUGUUGUUUUAUCAGAAAAUCAGUGACCAGAACUCACCGGUGUUACCAAAGAAGAGCAGAGUCAGCAUCAUGAGGCAAGAAGCAGAGGACCUGUCACUGUCUGCCCCGUCUUCUCCUGAUGUCUCACCCCAGUCCUCCCCUCGUCCCCCCAGAGCCAACAACGACCGCCUCACCCUCCUCACCCGUCUUGUCCGAAAGGGAGAGAAGAAAGGCCUAUUUGUAGAGAAGAUGCCAGCCAGUAUCUAUCAGAUGGUGAGAGAUGAGAAUUUAAGGUUCAUGAGAAACAGAGAUGUCUACAACAGCGACUACUUCAACUUCACCCUCUCACUGGCAUCCGUCAAUGCUACAAAGCUGAAGCAUCCUGACUACCAGGCAAUGGCCAAAGAGAGUCUCCAGUUGUCUGUUAACUUCCUCUUCCACACCUACCUACACACAAAAAAGAAACUGCGGGUGGACACAGAGGAGUGGAUGGCGACAGUGGAGGUGCUGCUGUCCAAGAGCAGCGAGGCAUGCCAGUGGAUGGUCCAAUACCUCGUCAGCACCGAGGGCAGAGAAAUCAUCAGGGUGUGUUUGUUGGAGUGCAGUGUGAGAGAGGUGCGAGUGGUGGUUGCAUCCAUCCUGGAGAAGACUUUGGAAAGUGCCAUAUUCUUUGCUGAUCCAGGACUGGACAAUCUGACUGACGCCCUCUUGUCAUUGCUGGACAAAGAUGUUCCAGAGAAUGUGAAAAACUGUGCUCAGUACUUCAAUCUCUUCAGUAACUUUGCCCAGAGGGGUUGUGGUCCUUGUCAGUUACUGUUGAAACACGCUGCAUAUCGGCGAAUGCUCAUCUUCUUAUUGGGACCCAACAGACAGAACAACCAGAACCGGCGUUGGAGUCCAGCUCAGGCACGAGAGUUUCUUCACCUUCACAGCACCCUGGCUCUUAUCACUCUACAUUCAGACCUCAGCACACAGAGAACUCAAGCUCCAGGAAUGUUUAAGCCACUCACCGGGACUGUGUCAUCCUCCACAUCUCUGCUGCCUCUUCACCCGGACAUCCUGGCCUCUCUGUUCACCCCAGAGGGGCAGCCAUAUCUACUAGAGGUCAUGUUUGCAAUGAGGGAGUUGAGCGGUCCUCUGUCUCUGCUCAUAGAGAUGGUGACCUACUGUUCGUACUGUAAUGAGCCCUUCUCACUGGGAGUGCUGCAAUUACUCAAAACCCAGCUUGAGUCGGCUCCUCCUCAUGAGCUAAAGAACGUGUUUCAGAUGCUGCAAGAGUUAUUGGUAGUGGAAGAUCCUCUACAAGCUCAACGACUAAAAUAUGCAUUUGAAUCAGACAAAGGUCUUUUAGCUUUGAUGCACCAGAGCAACAAUGUGGACAGUCGCCGCUGUUAUCAGUGUGUCAAGUUCCUGGUCACGUUAGCCCAGAAGUGUCCUCAGGCCAAGGAUUACUUCAAGGAGUUGUCUGGUCACUGGAGCUGGGCUGUGCAGUGGCUACAGAAAAAGAUGACAGAACAUUACUGGACUCCACAAAGCAACGUCUCCAAUGAAACUUCCACCAACAAAACUUUCCAGCGCACAAUCUCUGCGCAGGACACACUAGCAUAUGCUACAGCUCUUUUAAAUGAGAAGGAGCAGUCUGGCAGCAGUAACGGUUCUGACGGGAGUCCAGCCAAUGAGAACGCGGACCGCAGCCUCAGACAGGGAUCAGAGUCUCCCAUGAUGCUCGGUGACUCCAAAAGUGAUCUUGAAGAUGUAGAUCCGUAGUUCUGGUCGGACCCAUGAGGAUCCACAACUCUUCAGAGCCAGCCACUCCUAAAGAAGAAAAGAAAAUAUCAAAAACUAAGUACAAACAUGGCUGAACCUCUUAUUGGUCCGGACACUUUGGACCCUUCACUUCGCAAAACCAACCAGAACUCUGUGUUUUGGUCGCUAUGGUAACAAAGGAGCUAAGAAUAAAUCCCAAAAUGACUUGCUUUCAGACGAGAAGCUGGCUGAUGGAGUUGCAUUAUCAUAAGGGGUAGCAAGAGUUUGCUUACGAAGAAGUACAAGGCUCCGGAUGACUUCAGUUGAUCCUUUUUAUUCACUCAUUCUCCGAAUGAAAGCAGCAAAGGGAGGAGGCGGAGGAUGGAUGGGUCUGGGUUGUGUUUUAACAAUUGUCUGCUCAUAUUUGCCAAUUAUACAUAUCUACAUAGACAUAUUCAAAUUGUAAAGACUUGUUCCAUAGUUGUAAUUUCCAAUGUAAGAUAUAUUUUAAAAGACUUGUGUGCUCUUCCUCACACAGCCAUACAACUCUCUUCACGUUAGCCGCUCGAGAGGAACCUGACAUUGACUUCUUAGGUGCACUUGUACAGGAUAUACCUCCAAAACACGUGAGCACUUGGGACUGGGGUAGGCUUAUGUAUACGCACUUUACGCUCCGACCCAGAAUAUGGUGCAGCACUGGUCAGUUCCUCAAGAGCUUCCUAUUAUGUUAUAUGGUCUUCUUUUUUUGCUUUUAUGAUCAAUUCAUUUCAGUGCCACAAUCCACACUCAUUGAAGCCCUGAUAGCCAGCCAGUUUGCCUGUGUGGCUUGACUCUUGACUUCGGCUAGUUUUGGGGCACUGGCCUCUCCCUAUACCAUAGCAGUGCCCCGGUGGUCAGCAAUUUGGGUACUUUUUGCUGACUGGCCUUCUUUUCGAGUUGGUUUUUAGUGCUGUGUUUUAUUAUUUUCGUUGCCAAUCUCUUUUCUCUCUUGAAGGAGUUUAGAGACAUGAGCCUUAUGCAAGAAUAGCUGAUUGCAAAGUGCAACAGAUCAGCUGCCUGUUUUAUUUUUUUAGGUGCCAAGGUUAUAUACACUCAACACUUGUUAAAAUCUUGCACAUUUAAAGACAUACAUGCAAUCACUUCAUCCACAUCGCUUUACAAUUACCUCUGCUUUCUCUGAAUUUGAGUUGUUUUUUUUGUUUUUUUUUAAACCUUUUCAUUUUGCCACAUAUACACACACACACACACACGUAGAGGAGCCACAUGUAGCCAGAUUUCCUGAACAACUUUUCGAGCCAGUCGGGAGUCUUCAAGUGCCUUAACCUCCCGAAAUAUACCGCCUCUUUUUGCUCCAAACCACCACUGUCUCUGUAUUAUCAUCAAUUAGUCGAAACAGGGAUCUUAGUAACAUGUGUUGUGACAAAGGAUUGUAGGAUUCUUGAACUCACUGUGUGUAUGGGACAGGGGUGUAGGCGGUACCCUAUCAAAAAACAGGGUUAGAUGUUAGGACAGGGUUUGGUAAUGGUAAUACAAUGCUGCUUCUUUCUCUAUCGCUGUAAAAUUGAAGGGGAACCAUGCAACUUUGCUUAGCUCAUCUGUUAAUUUAUCUCAUUUUAAGGUUAAGGAUAUCAGCCAAAAUACUACUUCAUACUACUACUUCUACGGCGUCUUUAAGUUUAUCAGCUGUGAUGAUUUUCAGACUUAGCAUUUGUGACCAUUGUUGACAAGGACUAAAUUAAGUCUUGACUAAAGCUAAACCAGAACUAAACUAACUAUUCAAAAGCAAAUAAUUUAAAUCUUACAACUUCCAGAAGAGGCCAUCACAUUUUUACCAUAUAUAUCAAAGUUCCAUGGUUCCCCUUUAAAACCCUCACCCUUAUUUUAUGAAAUAUAUGAAUUGAUUUUGCUCAGCUUUAACAGGUCAGUGUUUACAAUAUGAGGACCUAUAAAGCAGUCAUGCAUUAUGGUUUGGGUUUUCUCUGCUUCUUACUGUGAUAUCUCCGAGCCUAAGGAGAUGUCAGACACUUUUGCACCCUCUCGCUCACUCCACGCCCAUGUCCUCCAUAGAAGUGAAUGUCAUUGUGCUUUCUGGCAUGUUUGCAUGUGUGGCAUUAAGAAGUGGCGAAGAAACAACCGUCUUAUUCUGUGAAAAAUCUGUUAUUUUUCUGUUUUUCUUGCUGUGAUUUUUGUCAUGAGCACUUACUGUCAUAGAAACAUGCCCUCUCUCUGAUUUAAUGCAAACAGAUGGAGCUGCAUGUAGUCUGUGCCAACCAUACAUACAUUGUCACAUUUACCCCAAAUCUCUCCUCUUCCUCUAGGUUUGCCCUCUGCCCUCGACAACCACAACCACUUUACAAAGUUGACAAACUUGAUCAAAAAACAAUCGGAUCCUGUUUUAAUCCGGGGAUGAAGGGAGGGAUAUGGGAAGUGUGUGGGUUGGGAUCGGCAUCUAUACGGGUUUUUACUGUCAUUUGAAGAUUCACUUCUGCCAUCGCAGGAUUCUGUAUUGCAUGUUAAGACUCAAGGUUUAAUUUGUACAUCAAAGUUUGAUUAAGGGGGAAUUUGAUAUAAAAUAAACUGGAAUGCACAA